AUGCGGUCAAUCCGCCUUCUUUUCCUUCAAGCUGUGGUCAUUGGUUUUGCUCGACACACCAAAGGAACUGCGACGAGGCAUUGCCCCAAGUUUACGUCUUGUAUUGACAGCUAUGCUGACAUUUAUAAAUCUCUAGCAUCAGAGGAGAACAGUUUCAACAUUGAAUCUGCUCUUUAUCCAGCAAUGAUGCCGUCAUCACUUGUAGUUAAAGUAGAGUUCAUUACACACAAUGAAACAUCAGUGGCAAUUUACACUUGGAGUUUAAACUGUUUAUAUGUUGCUAUUCCUCCUCAAGUCCUCCAACUCCUGUCGCUUGGCUCAGUUCUUGUUGAACCACGCACACAAGAGCUGAAAAUCUGCAUCCCCUAUUUCUGUAAAAAUUUUUCAUCGACCAAGGAACAAAACGACCUGAUGAGGGAUGUUCUCGCUGCGGUACGUAAUUUCACAUUUAGUGUUUGAUAUUUUGUCAUAUACCAACAAAUUUGUAAAAAAACGUUUUCCGGCUAAAUGGAUUUUCUAUCAGACAUCUGCAUUGAUGACCACUGAUAUUUCCGUCCUGUCUGUACACGAACAAAUCUUCGCCAGGGAUAUAAUAACUUACGCCACCAGUAGCUGUCACAAUGUUUUUAACUUCAGUUCCUUUCAACAUUUCUGCAAAGGCGAGGUUUGCGAUUUGUAGCGUACUGCAGAAGUGGCAGUAAAACUUUCGAGAUCCGUACAGCCCUUACAGCUGUAGAAGGCACAAGUGUAAUAAUUGGACUGAUUGGACCCAAGUGUAAUAAAGGUCCAAUCUGUAAUAACAUUUGGACCUUUUUACACUUGGGUCCAAUUAUUACACUUGUGCCUUCUAGUCCCCGGAAUGAUCCCGAACCCGAAAUGAUCCCCAACCCUGAAAUGAUCCCGACCCCGAAAUGAUCCCCAACCCUGAAAUGAUCCCCAAAUCGACCCCGAAAUGAUCCCCAAUUAAUUCUUGGGAUGGAACUUGUAUUGCGUCACGAAAUUAUUACAAAUCUGUUGCAGCGUUUACGUUCUUAAAUCGCGUUUAACAUUUCGCUUCAAAUUGAAAACGUUACAGUCAAGAACAGUAUUUUUCCUUCUUCCCUUCACAUGAGACCCCGCGCGCGCCUCAACCUAAUCCCCAAUCGUCUCUCAUCCCAAAAAACACUAGAUAACUAACCACGUCAUAUUAUGUAAUUUCCGGUCAUUAUUUUACUUCAUAUAUAUUUCUGUAAAUUCGUGAUAUCGCAAUAAACCUGAUGAAGACUGGUAUUGGCCAGUCGAAAUAUCGCAACUUAACUCUAUUUCACAUUGUUUGAUCAGUCCCUGCAAAAGUCUUCUUGACUGUAACGUUUUCAAUUUGAUCUAUUUUGACUGAUCACGAUCUUUUUGGAUCCGACGUUGAGCAAGAUUGAUCGUACACAGUAUUUGCAGUGUUUUUUUUUUUACCUUAAUUAAACGCUAGAAUUUAUGUGAUUUUUUUAGCGCCUUUGUCAUCUAAUCGCUUUUAUGUAUACUUUUGCAUCUUCAACAUCAUUUUAAGAUUUUAAAAAGUGUUAAAACACCAUUUUUAAAAUUCAAUAUCCAAGGCACGCAGUUUUAACAUCAUUUUUAGAAUUUAACAUCUAUGCAGUUUUCUCUAUAACCCGGGCUAUAAUCACCUAAGUAAUAAUUUAAAAAAAUGUUAUGUUUCUUGAUAUUAUCAGUUGCCGUUCAUGGUGUUCCUAAAAAUAUACUAGACUUUGUGUAUUUUUUGAUAAUAAUAUUUUCCGGCGUUUAAUCCAGUUCAAAGUGUGAUCCCAAAUUAAUGUCAUGUGGGCAAGUAAAGAUUAUUAGUGAAGCUUAAGUUAUAAUGUUGUGCAUUUUGCACGAUCCAUAGUUCUAGGAUAUCAUUCCAUUCCUAAAAUUAAAUGGGGAUCAUUUCGGGGUUAACGUGAAGAGAAAUGGGGAUCAUUUCGGGGUCGAUUUGGGGAUCAUUUCAGGGUUGGGGAUCAUUUCGGGGUCGGGAUCAUUUCGGGGGCUGUACAGAUCUUUUUCAAUUUAACAAAAAGAAAAAGUCGUAUAGCCCCUUUACUACAAAUAUGUAACUUGCAAAGAUCAUUUUUGGUUAUUUCUUCCAGUGCCAGCAUGAAUUGUUCACCGAUGUUAUAUUGGUUGUUUAAUGUUUUUUGGUUAAAAGUUUUGCAUUUAAAACUGGCAAACGUGCAUCAAUACAAAUUCAUCAGAGCCGUACAGGUGCUAAAAAGAGCUUGUUCAACCAGUUCCGGUUUUAUUAUAUUACUGAUACGAAUGUUCCGAUAAAACAUUACAGGAAUAGCCUGGAAUACGACCUUAAUGCUAUUAUUCAACUAAUUUAAACUUGUUCCUUCACCUUAGCUUCAAGAUCUGGCCGUGCGUCCAGAAAUAAGGGAUCCAAGACUAAACACAGUAGAGUGCGUUAUAGAGGGACAUGAAACAGACAUAAUGGCUACCGGACCCCGGCGAAGUUCCUACAUAACAGCAAUUUUAUGGUGUGCUUUUUUAUUUUCAUUCUGGGCUGGUCCUUUUAUAGCCGAGGUUAUUAUAGGUGUGUUAAAAGGAGAAAAUAAUGAGUCUCUCUAUUGCUGGUGUAAAUGUGUUCGUGUACGACGUUCCCAGGCUUCAACCGCGGAGACCGAACUAAGUACAUUAAACUCCCCUUCAGAAACUCCGCAAUCAGGCGCGUCUCCAGACUCAGGAGAAAACGGCAUCAUAAGCUCUGUUGUCUGUUUAUUCCAUAUAUUAUUUUGCAUUGAGAUUGUGAUAUUAGUAUUUGUGUUUAGAUUUUCCAUAUCAGGAAAUGCUCCGAAGGACAUUUAUAUAACGCUCGGUCCGCUAAUUUUAGAAGGUAUAGUAUUAACGUGCCUCGAAAAAUGCCCAUGUUGUGAAUGUAACUCAUGUAACGCGUGUAUAAAAGCUGUCAUAAGAUUUUCUGUAACCCUUACUGUUUACCAUUUUUGUUGGCUGGUGAUCGGAAUUAUGAUUAAUCCAGUAUGGGGACUAGCCGUUUGUUUGAUGGCCUGUAUUUUCGUCCUCGCGUUAACCUUUAUACUCUACCAGAUUUUUAAAUUAGAAGAUUUGCAAUGCAGUGGACGGUGCAUAAAACACAUCUUCAUAUGUUUUGGUACGUUUUGUGGUGGUUGCUCUUUUGUCGUGUUAGCAGUUUUAGCGGGGCAGUCGUUUUAUGGUAGGGAGAGUGCGGAUGAGCUGGUGAAAACUGUACUGUUGUAUGUUAUCAGCGGUUUUAUUUCAUGGUUGUCUUGGAAAAGUAGAAAUUAG
This is a messenger RNA of Porites evermanni, 3294 nucleotides long. Lineage: Eukaryota; Metazoa; Cnidaria; Anthozoa; Scleractinia; Poritidae. The record is from the annotation of a GenBank genome assembly.